CUUGUACCCUUGACGCUUGCGCGCAGCCGGAGCCGCCGCGCUCAGGGGGGGUGGCGCUGCCGAGCGCCGGUGCGCCGUCGCCAUGGUAACCGCAGAAGCCCGGGCCUAGGGAGCGGUAUUUUUGGAGUUAAUGGAGUCAGAAGGACCCCCAGAGUCAGAGAGUUCAGAAAAAUCAAUAUUUUUCUCACAGCAAGAAGAAGAGGAAGAAGAUGAUAAUGAAGAAGAAGAAGAAGAAUCCAAAGAAGCAGAGGAAACUGUCACCAUUAAUCCCCUCUUACCCCCUGCUCUCACAGGGGAUGUAGAAGGUUUGCAGAAGAUUUUUGAGGAUCCUGAGAACCCUCACCAUGAACAGGCCAUGCAGUUACUCUUGGAAGAAGACAUUGUUGGGAGAAAUUUGUUGUAUGCAGCUUGCAUGGCUGGGCAAAGUGAUGUGAUUAGAGCUUUAGCCAAAUAUGGUGUGAAUCUGAAUGAAAAAACCACCAGAGGUUACACACUCCUACACUGUGCUGCAGCCUGGGGUCGUUUGGAAACUUUGAAAGCACUGGUGGAAUUGGAUGUUGAUAUAGAAUCUCUGAACUUCCAGGAAGAGCGAGCUCGAGAUGUUGCUGCUCGGUAUUCCCAGACUGAGUGUGUUGAGUUCCUGGACCGGGCAGAUGCAAGGCUGGCGCUAAAAAAAUAUAUCGCAAACGUCUCUGCAAUUGUUACAGAUACAGCAAAGGGACCAGGGAAGCUUUUUAAGGAAGACAAGAAUACCAUCCUCAAUGCAUGCCAUAUAAAAAAUGAAUGGCUGGAAACCCAUUUAGAAGCUUCCAUUAAUGAGCUUUUUGAGCAGAAACAGCAAUUGGAAGAUAUUGUGACUCCUAUCUUCACAAAAAUGGCUACACCACGGGACACAGGUUCGAUCCCUGCACCGGGAGGAUCCCACAUGCCAUGGAGCAGCUAAGCCCGUGUGCCACAACUACUGAGCCUGCACUCUAGGGCCCACAAGCCACAGCUACUGAGCCCACGCGAUGCAACUACUGAAGCCCGUGUGCCUAGAGCCUGUGCUCUGCAACAAGAGAUGCCUCCGCAAUGAGAAGCCCACGCACUGCAAUGAAGAGUAGCCCCCGCUCGUUGCAACUAGAGAAAGCCCGUGCAUAGCAAUGAAGACCUAACACAGCCAAAAAUAAAAUAAAUAAAUUUUUAAAAAGUACUGAAUUAUAAGCUUCAAAGUUUGGACUUUACUUUCAAUGCAGUGGGUUGCCAUUAAAGGCUUUGUUUGGGGUAGGAGAGACGAGGGAUUAAGUAGUGGAGAAUAAUCUGGCUGUCCUUGCAAAAUGGAUUGGUGGGAGAAGAGACCAGAGAGAGUGAGACCAGUAUAGUCCAGGAAUGAGAUGGUUAAGACGAGUUGUUGGUUAUACAGUUCACUUCCCACCUUUCCCCCCCAAGCUACCACUAUUAUUAGUCUGGCCCAACAACCCUCCCUCCUUCCCUUCUCAUCUCUGAGGAAGAAUUGCAGAGGCUCCAAUCAAGAUGGUGGAAUAGAACGAUGUGGAGCUCACCUUUUCCCACAAAUACAUAAUGAAUACAUCUACAUGUGGAACAGUUAUCACAGAAUACCUAUUGAAUUCUGGCAGAAAAUCUCAGACACGCAGAAGUGCGAGGAACAUCUCCAUGUAACUGGGUAGGAUGAAAGAAAAAAAAAAAAAGGAAGCAAGCAGGAUAGGACCUGUGCCCCUGGGAGAGAGCUAUGAAAGAGGAAAGGUUCUCGUACCCUGGGAAGCCCCCGCACAGGUGGAGAGAUCACCUGGGACAGAAAGGGAGCUUCAGAGGCUUGGAGGAGAGCGUAGAAGCUGGUUUGCAGCAGGAAGAACAGAGAGAGACCGGCACAGAGGAUCUGUGCUGCCUUGCUGAAGUCCCCAGUCCGAGAUGUGGACCUACGUGUGAGGGCUGUUUGCAAAAACUCGGGCUUCAGAGGACAGACCUGGGGAGAGUACUGGGGUUAACCCUGCGGAGGCAGCCUGAAGGGCCUGGAGUGUGGUAAGGGCUGCAACCAGGAUGUUGCAGGAUGUAUGUUGCAGGAUGUAUGUGGAAGAAGCCAGGCCCACCAUAGAAGUGAAGUGCCAUUGUUAAGAGGCACUCGAAGAGAAGGAUAGGACCCGCCAUUGCAACCUCACUUUUGGCAUGCUUACGGCCAGUGUGUGCCGCCAUUGAAACCCCAUUGUUAAUGCAUAAGUGAAGUGGGGGGUGGGGCUUGCCAUAGCAGCCUCUUUCUCAUUGCCACCUCUAUGAGCUCUGGGAGCAUGCAAGCACCAGCAGGUUGCCCACACGUGGAGGCGGGGUGGAAAGCAGAGCCUUCCCCCCAUGGCAUGUGAUCCACAGCACCGCCGCUUGCUUUGUAAACUCAGUGCCUGUGGGACAUCCGAGUGGACAACGGGUGCUCCUAUGGCUGGGACGGGUCUGGCCUUAGCAGCUGUGGGCUUUGUGGCUGCAUGCACGUGGAGGUGGGGCCAGAGUCUGGGCUACUUCCCUAGCUCCCAUGGCAGGUCCAGGUGCGCAACUGCUGUGGUCCUGGUACCUGACUUCAGUGGAUUGACGCCUAUGGAUCUGUGCUGGUGGCUUUGUGAUCACAGCGCCUGAGGGGCACCAGGGCUGAUAGCCUGCAUUCCCACAGUGGAGGCGGGGCCGAGGGUAGUGUGCACAACAGUGUACUUUGUGAGCUCAUGCAGUGGGUGACAGGUGACAUCACAGAGUGAACUCCCCGAUGGACAGCUCCGAUGGAGGAAUACUCAGUGGCUUCUCUUCCAGUGGGAGCGCUCCAAUCCUGCCUACGUCACACUGCAGCUUAGAAAUGGAUCUGGGGGCUUCUAUGCCAACAACUAGGGAGCAGACCCUGCCCCCAGCAGGGCGCUAACAACCACAGAGCAAAGAGGAGGCCCCGUUCAACAUCCAACACCUACUCUGUUCUCCACAACAUCAGUCAUAUCCCCGUCAGUGGGAUAACAGCCAGCAGACACUGAGGAAAGAUGUGGCAGCCAUCCAUACUAAAAAACAGCCCUUGCACCAAAAAUAUUAAACCCACACAAGCUACACAGGGACACUUCUACAUAAAAAUAGCCCUCCAAGACCACAGUAGAUAAUUGUUUCUACUAAACUCAUAGAGUAAGAGAAAUAUAAGUAAAAUGAAGAAUGAGAGGGACCACUCCCGAUUAAAAGAUCAAGAGAAUUCCCCUGAAAGAACAAAUAAUGAAACAGACCUCUUCAGUCUAAUAGACACCGAGUUUAAAAAGGAGGUACUGAAAAUACUGAAGGAAUUAAGAAGGGCUAUUGAUAGAAAUGCAGAUUACUGUAAAAAGGACCAGGAACUAUAAAGAGGAACCAAGACAAAUUAAAAGACUUAUUUGCUGAGAUGAAAGCUGAGUUUAAGGCAAUAAGUAGCAGAUUGAAUAAUGUAGAAGAACAAAUAAGUGAUCUGCAAGUUAGAAUAAUGGAAAUCACCCAAUCAGAACAGCAGACAGAAAGCCAAAUGAAAAAAAAUUGAAAGCAAUAUAAGAGACCUAUGGGAUAAUAUAAAGCACGCCAGUCUACACAUAAUAAGGAUCCCAGAAGGAGAAGAAAGAGAAAAGGGAAUCAAAAAUGUAUUUGAAGAAAUUAUGGCUGAAAACUCCCCAAACCUAAAGAAGGAAACAUAUCCAGGUACAGGAAGCACGAAGGGUCCCAAACAUGAAGAACAGACCUACACCAAGAUAUACUCUAAUUAAAAUGGCAAAAGUGAAAGAUAAAGGGAGGAUUCUAAAGGCAGCAAGAGGAAAACAAGGAGUUAAUUACAAGGAAACCCCCAUAAGGCUAUCAGCUGAUUUCUCUACAGAAAUGUUGCAAGCCAGAAGGGAGUAGCAAGAUAUAUUCAAAGUCCUGAAGGGAAAAAUCUGCAAUAUAGGAUACUCUACCUGGCAAGAUUAUCAUUUAAAAUAGGAGAGAUAAAGAAUUUCUCAGACAAGCAAAAGCUAAAAGAAUACAGCAAUAUUAAACCUGUUCUAAAGGAAAUAUUGAAAGGUCUUCUCUAAAUAGAAAAGAAGCAAGAAUCUAUAGGAAAGAGAAAAUCACAAUUGGAAAGUAAAUUACUUAAAUAAAUCAGUACACAGAUUUUUUUUUUUUUGGUCAAGUUUCAUGGUUUUAUUAACACAAAUACAAUGUGCCCAUGAGCAAUCUAUUCAUUUUCUCUCUUUCUUUUUUUUUUUUUUGCGGUAUGCAGGCCUCUCACUGUUGUGGCCUCUCCUGCUGCGGAGCACAGGCUCCAGAUGUGCAGGCUCAGCGGCCAUAGCUCACGGGCCCAGCCGCUCGACAGCAUGUGGGAUCUUCCUGGACCGGGGCACGAACCGGUGUCCCCUGCAUCAGCAGGCAGACUCUCAACCACUGCGCCACCUGGGAAGCCCUCUAUUCAUUUUCUUUGCUGCAUAGCCUGGUGUUGGGAUUGGUGACUGUGGUAGCUAGCUGGGCUGCUCUUUCCACAAUGGUUUUGUGGUUCUUGGAGGAGAUGUGAGCAAUCUCAGCACAGUAAGAUUUGUUGCACAACAGUGGCGCUUCAAGCUCCUUGACAUUGUGGACCAGGAACUUCCAGAUGCUGCUGGGCAGCAUCUGCUUUGUUUUCUUGUUGCUCCCAUAACCAAUGUUGGGCAUCAAGAUCUGGCCCUUGAAUCUCCUGUGCAUCCUGUUGUCAAUGCUUCUGGAUUUCUGUCAGUUCUGCUUAAUUUUGACAUAUUGAUCUGACUGGUGCUUGAUGACCUUCUUGGUCCUCUUUUUGACAACCUUGGGCUUUACGAGGAGUCUGUCCAACAAAUUGGACAACUUAGAACAAAUGGACACAUUUCUAGAAACACAGCCUACCAAAACUGAAUCAAAAAGAUACAGGUAAUUUGAAUAGACUGAUCUCUAGAAGUGAAAUAGAAUCUGUUAUAAAAAAAAUUCCCUACAAACAAAAGUCCAGGACCAGAUGGCGUCACAGGAGAAUUCUACCAAACAUACAAAGAAGAACUUAUACCGAUCCUUCUCAAACUCUUCCAAAAGACUGAAGAGGAGGGAACACUCCCACUAUCACCCUGAUACCAAAACCAGACAAAGACACAACCAAAAAAGAAAAUUACAGGCCAAUGUCUCUGAUGAAUAUAGAUGCAAAAAUUCUCAACAAAAUACUAGCAAAAUGAAUCCAACAACAUAUAAAAAAGUCAUACACCAUGACCAAGUUGGAUUUAUCCCAGUGUCACAAGGUUGGUUCAACAUAUGCAAGUCAAUCAGUGUGAUACACCACAUCAAUAACAGACAAAAACCACAUGUUCCUCUCAUUAGAUGCAGAAAAAGAGUUUGAUAAAAUUCAACAUCCAUUCAUGAUAAAAACUCUUAUGAAAGUGGGUAUAGAGGGAAUAUUAUCUCAACAUAAUAAAAGCUAUUUAUGACAAACCCACAGCCAAUACAGUACUCAACAGUGAAAAGCUGAAAGCCUUCCCGCUAAAAUCUGGAACAAGACAGGAUGCCCACUCUCACCACCUCUAUUCAACAUAGUUUUGGAAGUACUAGCCACAGCAAUCAGACAAGAAAAAGAAAUAAAAGAUAUCCAUAUUGGUAGGGAAGAGAUAAAAUUGUCAUUAUAUGCAGAUGACAUGAUACUAUAUAUUGAAAACCAUAAAGACUCCACACAAAAACUAUCAGAACUGAUAAUUGCAUUCAGGAAGGUAACAGGAUACAAGAUUAACAUACAGAAAUUGGUUGCAUUUCUUUACACGAACAAAGAAAUGUCAGAAAGGGAAUGUAAAAAGAAAAUCCCUUUUAAAAUUGCAUCAAAAAAAUACUUAAGAAUAAACCUGACCAAGGAGAUGAAAGACUUAUAUGCUGAGAACUAUAAAACAUGAAUAAAGGAAAUGGAAGAUGAUUCAAAGAAAUGGAAAGAUAUCCCAUGCUCUUGGAUUGGAAGAAUUAAUAUUGUUAAGAUGGCCAUACUGCUCAAAGCAAUCUACAGAUUUAAUGCGAUCCCUAUCAAAUUGCCCAUGAUAUUUUUCACAGAACUAGAACAAAUAAGCCUAAAGUUUAUAUGGAACCAUAAAAGACCCAGAAUUGCCAAAGCAAUCCUGAGGAAAAAGAACAAAGCAGGUGACAUAACCCUCCCAGACUUCAGACAAUACUGCAAAACUACAGUAAUCAAAACAGCGUGGUAUUGGCACAAAAACAGACAUAUGGAUCAGUGGAACAGAAUAGAAGGCCCUAAAAUAAACCCACACACCUGUGGUUGAUUAAUCUUUGACAUAGGAGGCAAGAAUACACAAUGGGAAAAAGACAGUCUCUUCAGCAAGUGGUGCUGGCAGUUGGACAGCCACAUGUAGAUCCAUGAAGUUAGAACACACCCUCACACCAUACACAAAAAUAAAUUCAAAAUGGCUUAAAGACUUAAAUAUAAGACAUGACACCAUAAAACUCUUAGAAGAGAACAUAGGAAUAACAUUCUCAGACAUAAAUCGUAGCAAUGUUUUCUUAGGUCAGUCUCCCAAGGCAGUAGAAAUAAAAGCAAAAAUAAACCAAUGGGACCUAAUCAAACUUAAAAGCUUUGAGAAAAUAUUUGCAAAUGAUGCCACCGACAAGGGCUUAAUUUCCAAAAUAUACAAAUGGCUCAUACAACUCAAUAACAAAAAAACAACCCAAUCAAAAUAUGGGCAGAAGACCUAAAUAGACAUUUCUCCAAAGAAGACAUACAGAUGGCCAGUAAACACAUGAAAAGAUGUUUAUCAUCAUUAAUUAUUAGAGAAAUGCAAAUCAAAACUACAAUGAGGUGCAACCUCACAUCAGUCAGAAUGGCCAUCAUUAAAAAGUCUACAAGAAACAAAUGCUGGAGAGGGUGUGGAGAAAAGCGAACCCUCCUGUGCUGUUGGUAGGAAUGUAAAUUGCUGCAGCCACUGUGGAAAACAGUAUGUAAGUUCCUCAAAAAACUAAAAAUAGAGUUGCCAUGUGAUCCAGCAAUCCCACUUCUGGGCAUAUAUCCAGAAACAAUUGUAAUUCAAAAAGAUACAUGCACCCUUAUAUUCAUAGCAGCACUAUUAACAAUAGCCAAGACAUGGAGACAACCUAGAUGUCCCUCAACAGAUGAAUGGAUAAAGGUGUGGUACAUAUAUGCAACAGAAUGCUACUCAGCCGUAAAAAAGAAUGAAAUAAUGCCAUUUGCAGCAAUAUGGAUGGACCUAGAGAAAGAGAAAGGCAAAUAUGAUGAUAUCACGUACAUGUGGAAUCUAAAAUAUGACACAAAUGAACUUAUCUACGAAACAGAAACAGACUCACAGACAUAGAGAACAGGCUUGUGUUUGCCAAGGGGGGGUAGGGGAGGGAUGGGUUGGGAGUUUGUAAUUAGCAGAUGCAAAUUAUUAUAUAUAGAAUGGAUAAACAACAAGCUUCUACUGUAUAGCAGAGGGAACUAUAGCCAAUAUUCUGUAAUAAGCCAUAAUGGAAAAGAAUAUGAAAAAGAAUAUAUAUGUAUAUAUACAUAUAUAUGUAUAACUGAAUCACUUUCUGUACAGCAGAAAUUAACACAACAUUGUAAAUAUAAUAUACUUCAAUUAAAAAAAAUUGCCUCUUUACCCAAGUCCUCUCUGUCCCCUCCAAGCACCCCAGUAUCUUGCAUGUUCAUAUUAUAGAAAUGUUAGAUCUUGAUGGAACCUCUGAAAUGACCCCCUUGUUUUACAAUGAAGAAAGUGCAGACACAUGAGGUUAAGCAGUUUAUUCACAUGGCUGAAUUAGGAACAGUAAUACUGAUUAUAUAAGUGUGAUCUCACAGCUUUAAAUAUUAAAAAAAAAGGUGGGAAUACUUGAAUUGACAUACAAACAUCAAGGUUUCAUUAAUGACUGGUUCAGCCUUGGACAUUAUGAUUUAUUUCAUGCCCAUUGUUUUUAAAAACUGGCUUCAUUUUUGUUUGCUAUAGCAAGCUAAUUAAAUGUAAUUUAAAAAUC
This is a messenger RNA of Orcinus orca (killer whale), 7962 nucleotides long. RefSeq names its product solute carrier family 9 member C2 (putative) (gene SLC9C2). Gene Ontology annotation, biological process: proton transmembrane transport. NCBI's taxonomy places the organism in Eukaryota, Metazoa, Chordata, Mammalia, Artiodactyla, Delphinidae. Gene Ontology annotation, cellular component: membrane. The record is from RefSeq and is a predicted model, not a curated record. Gene Ontology annotation, molecular function: sodium:proton antiporter activity; protein binding. The transcript is spliced from 6 exons. Bases 131 to 943 code for a protein of 270 amino acids.